This is a messenger RNA of Ostrinia nubilalis (European corn borer), 761 nucleotides long. RefSeq lists its product as uncharacterized. The coding region runs from base 61 to 756 and encodes 231 amino acids. The transcript is spliced from 2 exons. The record is from RefSeq and is a predicted model, not a curated record. Lineage: Eukaryota; Metazoa; Arthropoda; Insecta; Lepidoptera; Crambidae.
GAAAUAUUUGACGCUAAAAUCCGGAGGAUCUAUGGAACAAUCGUCGGUAAGACUGGAGAAAUGUCAUACAAAAGUGAUAGAGAAUCCGAUUUCACUGAUACAGAACAAACUGACAAACAUUCUGAUUCAGAAGGUAAAAUUAAUAAAUUUAAACACCACGAUGAAGUUGAAGAACUAGUGAAAAACGUCGAAAAUAUACACGAUAAGUAUAGCGACUUUGAUAACGAAAUACGACCAAUAUCUAGAAGCCAAAACUCCCUUUAUGUUGAUAAAAUUAAUAGUAUAGAUCAUAGAACUGUCAAAAAAGCUAAGGAAGGCUAUGAAUCGGACAUGAAAUACCCUUUUAGUGAUAGUGAAAAUUUAAAAUCAAGGAUAGACAAAAGUAGAUACAGCGAUGGAAAUACAAUAAAAAGUAGAGUAAGUACAUUCAACGAUAUUGACAAGGAAGUACUCAGAACUAGGAAUGUUUACUCUGAUAAUGAAAUUAAGAAGGCAAAAUAUCCAGAGAAGAGAAAGUUCCGUGAAAACGGUGAUCCUUUAGGUGUUGAUAGAAGAAGGUUUUAUCAAAGCAAACUGGAGAACUUGGAGAGAAAACUCCAUAAUACUAGAAGUUUCAAACAUCACAAAGACAACAACAACCGCCAAAUCCGUCCAGUGCUGCCAACAGCAAGAGAAGAACAACCACUGCGCCCGAGCAAGAACCAACUAGAUCCGUUCUACAUGCCUGACAGAGCUAGAUUUUUACAUGGAUUUUAGUAAAA